Megalops cyprinoides (Indo-Pacific tarpon) is the source of this 1807-nucleotide messenger RNA. Its product is annotated as sprouty-related, EVH1 domain-containing protein 2-like. Gene Ontology annotation, biological process: negative regulation of MAPK cascade; multicellular organism development. Bases 308 to 1807 code for a protein of 499 amino acids. The transcript has 6 exons. Lineage: Eukaryota; Metazoa; Chordata; Actinopteri; Elopiformes; Megalopidae. The record is from RefSeq and is a predicted model, not a curated record. Gene Ontology annotation, cellular component: membrane. Gene Ontology annotation, molecular function: protein kinase binding.
AUGAGGGAGGGAAAGGGAGGGAGGAUGUUGCUGCCGCUGCUGCUGCCAGCGGAAAAUGGCUGCUACAACCUCGAACCUGUCCCGUCAUACCGAAAGGACAUAAAGAUGGAGAAGGAAAAGCUAAAAAACUGAGAGUGUUGGUGCAGAGGGAAAGAGAGAAAGAGAAAGAGGGACUUGAAAGAAAGAGGGAGUGUGCGUGUUGGAGACUGCGCGUGUCUGCGUGUAUGUCUGUAAGCUGAGAGAGAAAGGAAAUAUAACGAGAGGAGACCGGGGGCAGCGAGCUCGAAGCAGCGGGCGACACCAAGCUAUGGAGCGCGAUGUGGUGCGCGUUCGCGCAGUGGUAAUGACACGUGACGACUCCAGCGGCGGGUGGGUGCCCCUGGGGGGCGGCGGCCUCAGUCACGUGGCCAUCUGUAAGGGGCGGAGUCCGGAAGGCAAGGGGCGGAGAGACUACUUCAUCCGAGGGGAGAGGCUACGGGAUCGCGCGCCAGUGCUGGAGUGCGCGGUGCAGAGGGGGCUGGUAUAUAACAAGGUCAACCCCAUCUUCCAUCACUGGCGCGUGGAGGACCGAAAAUUUGGUCUGACUUUUCAGAGCCCAUCUGAUGCCAUCUCCUUCGAGCAGGGGCUCCACAGCGCCAUUGACCAGCUGGAGAGAGGAUCAGACUCCCCACCUUCCUCCACCCCAGAAGAGGGUGACACUGAAGACGAUGGCCAAGCUUCUCACACAGGGAGUGAGUCAUCCUCCAACAGCAGGAAGGAAAUGCUGCCCAGACCCAUCACCAUAGUGACCAGCGAGUCCUCUUCCGCCUGCUUUGUGCUGCCUCCCGCCACAGAGGAUUUUGGGUACGGGACUGGCCACUCCACCACCACACAGACCCCUGCUCAGAUCCAUGUUCACCCAGUGGAGCACCAGCCCUCACAAGCUCCUGUGCUGGGACACCCGGCACCCCCGGCAGUGGCACCUGCUGCCCCGUCACCUCUCUCACCCCUCUCCCCAACCCUAUCUUUGCUGGAACAGGGUGACAUUAAGGACCUGUGGGGUGUGCGCGGGUACGAGGAUUACCGAAGGGCAGAGGCGGAACGGACCGGGGGGGGAGUGGUCAUGGGAUUGGGAGGAGGGGGCGGUUCUCAGGACAAAUCGGAGCUGUCUGUGGUCCGCUUCGAGAAGGAGCAGGCAGGACUGGGCGAGAUGACGGUGACCCUGGACACCAAGGCCUCGCAGCAGCUCUCCUCCUCCUCCUCGCCCACCUGCGUGUCCGGGCCCCACGCCGUGACCAGCGCGCCGCCGUCACCCUCGUCCUGCUGCCUCCACGCCUCCCUCUCCACCCCGCGCUCGCGGACCCGGAAGCGAGGGGGCGGCGGCCACGACUGCGGCCUGGGCCUGUCGGGCUCGCCCUCGGGGGGCGUGUGCCCGGCCGAGGACAGCCCCUGCCCCGCCCCGUCGCCCCGCUCCUCCCGCUGCGUGUACUGCCGCUCCCUCUUCAGCGCCUCGGAGAACGGGCGUGGCCGUUGCCGCGACGCCCCGGACCCGGCGCUGCGCUGCCUGCGCCAGUGGACGUGCGUGUGGUGCGCCGAGAGCCUGCUGUACCACUGCGCCUCGGACCCUGAGGGCGAGUUCUGGGAGCCCUGCUCGUGCGAAGACCAGCAGGGCAGCUGCCUGCACCCCCUGUGCUGCGCCCGCUGGACGGCCCUCCUCGCCCUCUCCCUCCUGGUGCCCUGCAUGUGCUGCUACCUGCCCCUGUGCGCCUGCCUGCGCUGUGGAGAGCGCUGCGGCUGUUGCGGGGGGAAGCACAAGGCCGUGCGGUGA